AUGAUGUUCUUCGGUGGUGUCGCCUACGUCGCCUGGUACAAGAAGAACGUCCUCGACAAGAUCGAACUUGCCUUUGCGAGAGGCUACGACCCGGCUCUCGAGCUCGCAAGCAACCCACGCAAGCAGCACGACGCUGAAAAACGAUUACGUUCAUUGGAUGAACAUGUAAGACGCCGAGAGCAGUCCUCACUUGACCGCAUCAUCAAGGGCGCCGAGGCUGGACAGUACUACCUGUUGCUCGGACCUAAGGGCACUGGCAAGGGCACGAUGAUGCUGGACGCGAUGCAGGCGAUCGAAGCCGAGGGUGUCGCUAUGUGUGAUGCGCACCCAGACCUGGAAGUCUUCCGUCUGCGUCUCGGCAAGGCGAUGAAUUAUGAGUUCAACGAGGACACGCAGACCACGGGGCCGUCCUUGGAUAUUGAACGAGGUCAGUCGAGGAGAAGGUCGCUGCGAUACGCACGAAGAACAGGCAGGCCUCUCGUUUUGAUCUUCAAUAACAUUCAUUUCUUCAAGAACGACGAUGAUGGGAGGCAGAUGCUUCUGCAGAUGCAGCAGCGCGCAGAAAGCUGGGCUGCUGCUGGUGGCGACGACUUCUGGCCCUUUCUUGUCAUGCAGGACCUCCACGACGCCGUGUCCAUAGUGGGCGGACGGCUGUCGUACCUCGCGCAGCUCUCGAAGACCGCGAACAUGCGCGAGCACGCGCAGCAGAUGCUGGUUGUCGAGAAGGCGUGGCUGCUGAGUCUCAUCGGCCUCAUACCCGACUGUGACGACGAUGUCAUGGACGAGCAGAAGUGGAGCUCGUGCUCGUGGCUUCUCCUGCGCGAGUUCGUCAAGCAGCGGCGCGCGGACGAGCGCGAGCGUGCGGAGGCGCUUGCGGCCGGUGAGCUGUCGUCCGAGGGGCUGGACGAGCUGCCCCUCCCGAAGAUUCCAUACUAUAAAUGUCGUCAGAUAAUGACCAGGGCCGACUAUCUUGAAGACCUCGAUCGCGCCAAUACGAACCAUGACGUUACGCCGGACUCCGUCCUGCUGCUGCAGGCGGCGCAGAAGGUCGUGGAGGAGGAAGGGUUUGACGACCUACUGGACGGCGUGCGGAACCGAGUGGACGAGAUCGAGAGUCUCCAUCGCACGAGGGAGUUGACGUUCAAAGACAUAAGCGCGGGUGAUCGCAUUCGACUCUCGGUGGACAAAGGGGGCGCGGUUUCGGUCACUGGCUGA
Molecule: messenger RNA, 1215 nt
Organism: Fomitopsis serialis
Lineage: Eukaryota; Fungi; Basidiomycota; Agaricomycetes; Polyporales; Fomitopsidaceae
Exons: 12
Coding region: 1-1215 (404 amino acids)
Source: RefSeq, a predicted model, not a curated record